Messenger RNA from Didymella exigua CBS 183.55, 819 nucleotides. RefSeq names its product DDE-domain-containing protein. The record is from RefSeq and is a predicted model, not a curated record. Gene Ontology annotation, molecular function: DNA binding. NCBI's taxonomy places the organism in Eukaryota, Fungi, Ascomycota, Dothideomycetes, Pleosporales, Didymellaceae. Bases 1 to 819 code for a protein of 272 amino acids. Gene Ontology annotation, cellular component: nucleus. The transcript has a single exon.
AUGGUUCAACAUUUUGCCUCUAUUAUCUGCGGAUUUGAGGUUGGGAAGACCUGGGUUACACGCUUCGUCCAGCGGCAUCACGAAGCGCUUACUCCACAGUGGACCUCCGCCAUGGCCUCCGAACGUCACGCUGCUGAUUCCUAUAGUAAGUACAGCUUGUACUUUGACAUGUUAGAGCUCAAAAUAAGCGAGAAGGGUAUAGAGCCUGAGCACACAUACAAUAUGGAUGAGAAGGGCUUCAUGAUUAGGAAGAUUGGCAAGCAGAAACGAGUGUUCAGCAGGACAAGCUACAGCAAUAAGCGCUUCCAGCAGGCCUUAGAGGAUGGCAACAGAGAGUGGGUAACGCUUAUAGCGUGCGUUGGGGCUUCUGGAGUCGCACUUCCUCCAGGCCUGAUUAUGGCUGGAGACUCCAGCAACGUCCAAGACGCAUGGGUGCGAGAUAUCAAGCAAUUAAAGCAUCACUGCUUCGUCACAGUCACCCCAAGUGGCUGGAGCAACAACGACGCUGGCCUCAGAUGGCUACAACAAGUCUUUGACGAAGAAACUAAGGCCUCAGCUUGUCGCAAGUGGCAAUUGCUCAUUAUCAACAGUCACAGCAGCCAUAUAAGCCGCUCAUUUCUAACGUACUGUCAUCAACAUAAGAUACUUGUAGCAAUAUUUCCUCCCCACAGUACUCACACGCUCCAGCCAGCCAACAUUGUCCUCUUCAAGCCGCUAUCGACAGCGUACUCACAGCAAUUAACACAGCAGACUCAGCGCUCCAAAGGCUUGUUGCUGGUGAAGAAAGGCAGCUUCUUCUCGUUAUUUUGGCCUGCUUAG